AAGUCCUCUCUUUCUAUUGGUUUCUCCUUCUAAUUGUUCUUGUGAAAGGAAACUACACAGAAUAAACUAUGAAACACCUUAGAUUUUUGACCAUUUCAAUCCACUUUAAUUCUUCAUAUCCCCAAUUCAGUUGCUACAUUUAUUCACUUACAAAUACCAAAUAAAGAAACCAAACAAAAAAUGCCAAAAAACAUGAAUCAAAACCAUGUCAUCACAAUUGAUCAAGAAGUGGAAACCAUGAAGAAGCAAAUGAAAGAAGCACCAAAGUUACUUCUCAAAUCAGCUGGUAAGAAUUCUUGUAGCAUAUUUAGAGUCCCACAAAGUCUAGUUGAAAUCAACAAAGAAGCAUAUCGACCUCGAAUUGUCUCAAUCGGCCCAUGCCACUAUGGGAACAAGGAUCUUGCGAUGAUUCAAGAGCAUAAAUGGAGGUUCCUAGAUGAUAUGAUCACAAGAACCAAUAAGCAACUAGAUUUUUUAAUGAAAAACAUAGGGUCAAUGGAGAAUAGAAUUCGAGAUAGCUACUCGGAGUCUAUUGAUCUUGGCUCUAAUGAUCUAGCUAAAAUGAUGGUGCUAGAUGGAGUUUUCUUGAUUGAAUUGUUUCGAAAAGUUGGGAAGUUGGUUCCGGCGCAUCAAGAUGAUCCCAUAUUUAAAAUGGCUUGGAUUUCGCCGUUUUUGAUGAGGGAUCUUUUGAGGAUAGAGAAUCAAAUCCCGUUUUUCGUUCUACAAAAGUUGUAUGAAGUGUCUAAACAAGAGGACCAUGAUUGUACACUUCAAUCUUUAAUCCUAGAGUUUUUCAAUUACAUGGUUGAUAGGCCACAAGAAGUUUUAAAGAAGUACGCGAAUCAUGAUGGAAAACAUUUACUCGAUUUUUUCAGAAAGAGUUUCAUAAACAAUAAUAGAGACUCGGUUACUAGAAGCUCGGUUAAUAGAAGCUCGAUUAGUAGAAACUUGGUUGUUCCUGAAGCGAUUGAUAAACCCAACCAUUCCCUUAAACUCAUCAAACCCGCAACCAAACUUGUUACCGCUGGGGUCAAGUUCAAGGCUAAUCAUCAAGCCGAUAGCUUCUUAGAUAUCAAAUUCCAAGACGGGCUACUUUUAAUUCCUCAAAUCAACAUGGAUGAUUUUUACAGUGCUUUUUUUCUAAACUGUAUGGCUUUCGAGCAAUGUUAUUUUCAUUGCACGAAAGACAUUACAACGUAUGUUGUGUUCAUGGGUUGUCUCAUGAACACCUCUGCGGACGUAAGUUUGCUUUCGCACAAUAAGAUUAUUGAGAAUUAUUUUGGUACGGAUAAGGAGGUUGCAAAGUUCUUCAAUGAGGUUGGAAAAGAUGUGGCUUUUGAUAUCAAGAAUAAUUACCUAAAGGACUUGUUUGUGGAGUUAAACGAGUAUUGUAAGAAUGGGUGGCAUGUAAACUGGGCCGGGUUUAAGCAUACCUAUUUUGCGAGCCCAUGGGCCGCAGUUUCGGCUUUUGCAGCUGUUAUGUUGCUUUCUCUUGCGGUUCUCCAAACACUUUACACCGUUAUAUCAUACUAUAAAAAAGAUGGAGAUAAGUGAUCCUAAGGUGGUGCUAGAAUUGCUACUACAACGCUCCGGUGUUGGUGUAUUGGUCUCUAGUCGAAUUCAUGUCAAAUAAUCCAUCUUGUAACUCUGUUGUUUAGUUUGAGUGUUUCAAGGCAUACAGUUUCUUUAUAUUAUUAGGCUAUGAGGAGUGGAUGGAGCCCUAUGGGGCUUUAUCAAGUUCACAUAGGAUCCACGUCAGCCAUGGGGUCCCCCUUUAAUUUGGAGGGUGUGGAUGGAGCCCUAUUAAACAAAAUUAAAAAAAAAAUUUGAUUGGUCCAAAUUGAAGAAGAUGGCGCCAUACAUGGUUACCGUGAUGGAGCCCCAUGGAGCCCCCACAUGGAGGGUGUGGUGAUGGAUGGUGAUGUGGCGGUGAUGGAGCCCCAUGGAACCCCCACACCCCAUAGCCUUAGAGCACUUGCAAUGCAUAACCAAAGAUGAAGGUGACAUUCUUCAAUAACAACAUGCAAUACUACACGAUGUUGGAGGGGUUUGAAAAGUGGGUGUAGAAUACUACACAUUAGCGUGCGUCAGAAAUGGGGGUGUUGCAAAAAUGGGGAUGUGGGACGAGGCAUGGAAGAGUG
Molecule: messenger RNA, 2141 nt
Organism: Helianthus annuus (common sunflower)
Lineage: Eukaryota; Viridiplantae; Streptophyta; Magnoliopsida; Asterales; Asteraceae
Product: UPF0481 protein At3g47200-like
Exons: 2
Coding region: 181-1554 (457 amino acids)
Source: RefSeq, a predicted model, not a curated record